UUCUACCAUAUUCACAAUUUUUCAACAAACCCACAAAAUACAGAGCAAAAAAAAUGGUUUCUUUACAAAAUUCCACAUCUUUGUUAUCAUCAUCUUCAAGCAAAAUUAGCAUAACAAGUUCAAUUAGUGGUCCAAAAUACUUUAGGUACCCCAAAAUCACAGUCCCAAAACUACCAAAUCAUGUUCAAAAACAGCAACUCAUUGAGGAGCUUAAUAAGCUUACUACUAAUCUCCCAUUAAGAGAACCAAAAUCCACCACCACCACCACCACCUCCGCCACCGCGAAAACCUCAAUUGAAACAAUCAAACUGUAUACAAUCUUAGAAUCUGUUAGUGAUAGGAUUGAAAUGCACCAAAACAUCGGUGAUCAACGCGAGAAUUGGAACUCCUUGUUGUUGAACUCUGUUAACAUGAUCACCUUAACCGCGGUUACAAUGGCGGGUCUAGCCGAAGCUAGUGGGUCGUCAAACGGGUUCGGGUUGAAGGUGUCUUCAACUUUACUCUUUGUAGCGGGUACAGGAUUACUUUUAGUAAUGAACAAGAUUCAACCUUCUCAGUUAGUUGAGGAACAAAGGAAUGCUGUCAGACUUUUCAAGAGACUUCAGAAUAACAUUCAGACCACUCUUUCUGUCAGAAAACCGAGUCGGGAAGAUGUCGAGGUGGCGAUGGCGAAGGUGUUGGCUUUGGAUAGGGCGUACCCUUUACCUCUUUUAGGGGCUAUGAUUGAUAAAUACCCCGAGAGUUUACAGCCUGCUGUAUGGUGGCCGUCUAUGAAACAAUCAUCUUCUUCUUCACCAAAACAUAAACAUUGUGACCGAAAUGGGUGGACUAGGGAGUUGGAGGAUAAUGUAAGGGAAAUUGUAGGGGUGACAAAGACAAGGGAUAUUGAGGAUUAUAUUAGGUUAGGAAACAAGGCAUUGAAGUUGAGCAAAAUGUUGGCUGUCUCGGGCCCACUUUUGACCGGCAUUGCGGCUGUUGGAGCCGCUGGUGGUGGGCAGUGGGGCGGACUUGUGGCGGCGGUGGCGGGGUCCAUGGCUGCUGCGGUGAACACCGUAGAACAUGGUGGACAAGUAGGAAUGGUGUUUGAGAUGUACAGGAAUUGUGCUGGUUUUUUUAAGUUGUUGGAAGAGACUGUUGAGUCUACCUUAAAUGAGGAAGAUUUAGGGAAAAGAGAAAAUGGAGAGGUUUUUGAGUUGAAGAUGGCUUUGCAUUUGGGUAGAAGCCUGUCUGAACUCAGGGAUUUUGCUGAGAAAUCAAGAAGAAAUGAAGGUUCAGUAGAUGAGUUUGCAAGCAAGCUCUUUUAAUUAAUCAAUCAAUUAGUUGCUGUACAUUUGUGAUUUGUGAUCAGGAAAUUCUUUCAUUCUUUUAUCAGUUCUGAAGAUGACACUAUUGUCUGUAUAGACUAAAAUUUAGAUGAUUUUGUACAUGUAGGAAUGAUUUAUGACAUUUUACGUAGCUCAUGUAUUGGGAAAUAUGACAUUAUUAUAGUAUAAAUAUUGGGAGAUGAUCAAUGAUUUAUACUCCAAUCAAUGGAAAAUUUGUAAUUAUUAAUCCAACCUUUGCCCGGUUUUCUUUAAUUAAGCUUACCUAUGCGAUAUUUCUAAAUAAUCCAACCUUU
Molecule: messenger RNA, 1618 nt
Organism: Spinacia oleracea (spinach)
Lineage: Eukaryota; Viridiplantae; Streptophyta; Magnoliopsida; Caryophyllales; Amaranthaceae
Product: probable F-box protein At4g22030
Exons: 1
Coding region: 54-1304 (416 amino acids)
Source: RefSeq, a predicted model, not a curated record